Messenger RNA from Armigeres subalbatus, 910 nucleotides. Its product is annotated as calcium and integrin-binding protein 1-like. Bases 156 to 716 code for a protein of 186 amino acids. The record is from RefSeq and is a predicted model, not a curated record. Gene Ontology annotation, molecular function: calcium ion binding; magnesium ion binding. The transcript is spliced from 4 exons. NCBI's taxonomy places the organism in Eukaryota, Metazoa, Arthropoda, Insecta, Diptera, Culicidae.
AUGUCAUCGUUUCGUGUGUGGUAAUUGAAAGAAUCUUUCCCUGUAAUGAGCACUUCGAAUGAUAACACAGAGCACUCCGUUGCUAUCUUUAUGAUGAACGAAGCCUGCGUGCAACAAGUUCUAUUGGGUGGUUGGCUGGUAGUGGUUGUCGCGAUAUGGGAAGCAGUGAAAGUAUUCUGAGUGCCGAACAGUUGGAUGAAUAUGCCGAGUUAACGUACCUCACCAGAUGGGAGGUGUUGUUGAUUUUGAAAAAGUUGCAAGCUUUGGCACCACAGGACGGGUUACGGCAGGAUUUGCACAGAAGGUUCUCCGGCCGCAAGAUCAUGGACGUGUUUCCGCAAUUGAAGUACAAUCCCUUCCGGGACCAGCUAUUCAAGGUGUUCUCCUCGGCACGCGACACUCGUUGCUCGUUUGAAGAUAUCCUGGACAUGUUUAGCGUGAUGUCGAAAAACUGUCCCCAUCACGUGAAGGCGGCCUGGGCAUUCCGGAUAUUCGACUUCGACAACGACAACAUGAUCACUAAGGAAGACAUUUUUACCACAUGCGAUCGGUUGACCAAGUACGAUCAGCUGAACCGAGAUGAGAAGGAGAACAUUGCGGAAGUUAUUCUGAAAGAGAUGGAUCUUCACAAUAACGGCAGCUUGAGUGAGUUCGAAUUCAUCCAUGUGAUUGCAAAAGUUCCGGAGUUUCACCAUGCUUUCACUUUCAAACCGUAAAAUUGUGAUUAUAUAAUAAUCUAUAUUGCUUGUUAGUUGCUUCAUUAUUCACGAAGAAAAUCUAAACAGGAUUUUUGUCUUUAUUAGCGAGACUUUCAGCCCAAGCCUGGCUCGUCUCAUGAAAAAAAAUAAAUUUUUCUUAUUAUUUGGUAGGUACCUAUUUGAUUCUAGGAAAUAUACAUAUUUUAUUAGUA